UUAUCUAGUGGUUAUAAAGUUUCAUUUUUGCAGAUGAAAAGAGUUCUGGAGAUGGAUGGUGGUAAUGGUUGAACAACAAUAUGAAUGUACUUAAUACCAUUGAACUGUACACUUAAAAAUGGUUAAGACUGUACAUUUUAUGUGACGUAUUUUCUCACAAUUAAAAAUGGAGAGAGAUUAAAUAAAAAACAGAGCACUUUUUGGGACCCCAUCAUGAAGUUGAUCUGGGAUAUGAUGUUUGAAAUGGAUGCGCCAUCUCAGUAGAUGGAGGUAAUGUGGAGAAGAGUGGAGGAAGACAUCCAGCUGAGAGGGUUUUGGAAACUAUCAGUCCUGUUUGUCUGGAUGGUAGGGUCUAUCGGGGGAAACCAUGCAAGCUGAGACUGCAGCCGGGCCAGUUGGUGCAGGCCCAGCAUCCUGGCUGUGGAGUUGGGCCUGCCUUCUUAGAUUCUGGGAGCCUCUGAUGGUUUCUGCCCGGGGGAGUGUCAUUCCAAAGGUGGUGCUGGCUAGAGUGUAUACAUUUGGACCCAAGCUUAACUUUUCCAAUGUGGAAUCCUGGGCCUUCAUUGAUCAUCCAAUGGCAGACCAGAGAAUGGACAUUUCUUCAACCAUCAGUGAUUUCAUGUCCCCGGGCCCCACCGACCUGCUUUCCAGCUCUCUUGGUACCAGUGGUGUGGAUUGCAACCGCAAACGGAAAGGCAGCUCCACUGACUACCAAGAAAGCAUGGACACAGACAAAGAUGACCCUCAUGGAAGGUUAGAAUAUACAGAACACCAAGGAAGGAUAAAAAAUGCAAGGGAAGCUCACAGUCAGAUUGAAAAGCGGCGUCGGGAUAAAAUGAACAGUUUUAUAGAUGAAUUGGCUUCUUUGGUACCAACAUGCAACGCAAUGUCCAGGAAAUUAGAUAAACUUACUGUGCUAAGGAUGGCUGUUCAGCACAUGAAAACAUUAAGAGGUGCCACCAAUCCAUACACAGAAGCAAACUACAAACCAACUUUUCUAUCAGACGAUGAAUUGAAACACCUCAUUCUCAGGGCAGCAGAUGGAUUUUUGUUUGUCGUAGGAUGUGACCGAGGGAAGAUACUCUUUGUCUCAGAGUCUGUCUUCAAGAUCCUCAACUACAGCCAGAAUGAUCUGAUUGGUCAGAGUUUGUUUGACUACCUGCAUCCUAAAGAUAUCGCCAAAGUCAAGGAGCAGCUCUCCUCCUCCGACACCGCACCCCGGGAGCGGCUCAUAGAUGCAAAAACUGGACUUCCAGUUAAAACAGAUAUAACCCCUGGGCCAUCUCGAUUAUGUUCUGGAGCACGACGUUCUUUCUUCUGUAGGAUGAAGUGUAACAGGCCUUCAGUAAAGGUUGAAGACAAGGACUUCCCCUCUACCUGCUCAAAGAAAAAAGAUCGAAAAAGCUUCUGCACAAUCCACAGCACAGGCUAUUUGAAAAGCUGGCCACCCACAAAGAUGGGGCUGGAUGAAGACAACGAACCAGACAAUGAGGGGUGUAACCUCAGCUGCCUCGUCGCAAUUGGACGACUGCAUUCUCAUGUAGUUCCACAACCAGUGAACGGGGAAAUCAGGGUGAAAUCUAUGGAAUAUGUUUCUCGGCAUGCAAUAGAUGGAAAGUUUGUUUUUGUAGACCAGAGGGCAACAGCUAUUUUGGCAUAUUUACCACAAGAACUUCUAGGCACAUCGUGUUAUGAAUAUUUUCACCAAGAUGACAUAGGACAUCUUGCAGAAUGUCAUAGGCAAGUUUUACAGACGAGAGAAAAAAUUACAACUAAUUGCUAUAAAUUUAAAAUCAAAGAUGGUUCUUUUAUCACACUACGGAGUCGAUGGUUCAGUUUCAUGAACCCUUGGACCAAGGAAGUAGAAUAUAUUGUCUCAACUAACACUGUUGUUUUAGCCAACGUCCUGGAAGGCGGGGACCCAACCUUCCCACAGCUCACAGCAUCCCCUCACAGCAUGGACAGCAUGCUGCCCUCUGGAGAAGAUUCCUUUGUUGUAGGUGGCCCAAAGAGGACCCACCCCACUGUUCCAGGGAUUCCAGGGGGAACCCGGGCUGGGGCAGGAAAAAUAGGCCGAAUGAUUGCUGAGGAAAUCAUGGAAAUCCACAGGAUAAGAGGGUCAUCGCCUUCUAGCUGUGGCUCCAGCCCAUUGAACAUCACGAGUACGCCUCCCCCUGAUGCCUCUUCUCCAGGAGGCAAGAAGAUUUUAAAUGGAGGGACUCCAGACAUUCCUUCCAGUGGCCUACUAUCAGGCCAGGCUCAGGAGAACCCAGGUUAUCCAUAUUCUGAUAGUUCUUCUAUUCUUGGUGAGAACCCCCACAUAGGUAUAGACAUGAUUGACAACGACCAAGGAUCAAGUAGUCCCAGUAAUGAUGAGGCAGCAAUGGCUGUCAUCAUGAGCCUCUUGGAAGCAGAUGCUGGACUGGGUGGCCCUGUUGACUUUAGUGACUUGCCAUGGCCGCUGUAAACACUACAUGUUGCUUUGGCAACAGCUAUAGCAUCAAAGUGCAUUACUGGUGGAGUUUUACAGUCUGUGAAGCUUACUGGAUAAGGAGAGAAUAGCUUUUAUGUACUAACUUCAUAAAAGCCAUCUCAGAGCCAUUGAUACAAGUCAAUCUUACUAUAUGUAACUUCAGACAAAGUGGAACUAAGCCUGCUCCAGUGUUUCCUCAUCAUUGAUUAUUGGGCUAGCUGUGGAUAGCUUGCAUUAAUUGUAUAUUUUGGAUUCUGUUUGUGUUGAAUUUUUUAAUCAUUGUGCACAGAAGCAUCAUUGGUAGCUUUUAUAUGCAAAUGGUCAUUUCAGAUGUAUGGUGUUUUUACACUACAAAGAAGUCCCCCAUGUGGAUAUUUCUUAUACUAAUUGUAUCAUAAAGCCGUUUAUUCUUCCUUGUAAGAAUCCUUUACUAUAAAUAUGGGUUAAAGUAUAAUGUACUAGACAGUUAAAUAUUUUUAAUAAAUGUUUCCCUUGUUCUAUAAA
Molecule: messenger RNA, 2977 nt
Organism: Pongo pygmaeus (Bornean orangutan)
Lineage: Eukaryota; Metazoa; Chordata; Mammalia; Primates; Hominidae
Gene: BMAL1
Product: basic helix-loop-helix ARNT like 1
Exons: 18
Coding region: 368-2467 (699 amino acids)
Biological process (GO): regulation of DNA-templated transcription
Cellular component (GO): nucleus; cytoplasm; transcription regulator complex
Molecular function (GO): DNA-binding transcription factor activity; protein dimerization activity
Source: RefSeq, a predicted model, not a curated record